Messenger RNA from Phytophthora sojae, 855 nucleotides. RefSeq lists its product as hypothetical. The coding region runs from base 1 to 855 and encodes 284 amino acids. The record is from RefSeq and is a predicted model, not a curated record. The transcript is spliced from 6 exons. Gene Ontology annotation, molecular function: protein binding. NCBI's taxonomy places the organism in Eukaryota, Oomycota, Peronosporomycetes, Peronosporales, Peronosporaceae.
AUGCGCCGAGUCCUCUUCAGUCCGCGUGCUCGCCAAGCAGCAGCAACUGCUGCGCUCCGGAGUCUGCCGCCAGCGCGCACCGCCAACACUGGGGGCGUCUUGGCUCGUACCUUCGCCAGUGCGUCACCAGUGCUGAAGCAGGGUCCGCCUAGAUGGCGCGCGCCGACGUUGCUGGCCCUGACCUUCGGGGCGUACCAGCUCUACAAGACGUUCGAGGAGGAGCCGAUACCAGGGGCCAAGGAGCAAGAACGACUGCUCAAUCUGGCCCACGAGAGCGCGACGAAGGGAGACCGGGAGCUAGCGGCGAAGUACGUUACUGAAGCAUAUGAAGCGUCUAAGGGCGCUGUGAGCUCACCUGCUGGCGCGGCCGUGCAGGCGGGUAACGUUGCUAUGGCAAUGAAGCAUGGCAAGACGGUGGAGCCGCCUGUCCUCCGCUACCUACUCGGCAUCAAAAUCAUGUACAAAAGGGGCCAGUGCUACCUCCACCUCGAGCAAUACGAAAAUGCUGAGAAAGUAUUACUGAAGGCCAUCCGUGGCUACGAGAAGUUCCAAGGUCAGUUCUCGCUCUCGCAGUGUUCACCCCCAGAUGUAGAAAUACUGGACGAGCUCGAAGAGUCGGUGUUCGGCUUAUUUGCUGCCUACACCAUUCUGCUGAUAAUAACGGACCGUCAGAACGAGAUUCCUUCCCUCCGCGAGCGCUUACUUCGGGUUGUGCGCAACUCGGAGACCCUCCGGGAGGGGGAAACAGAGGUCAUGGACCAGUUCGAUGAUGGCGCAGCACUUAUUGCGAUACAGGAGGAACGCCGUCGCAAGCGCCAAGGAGAAUCGGGGGAGGUGAAAAGCCAUUCGGCUUAA